This is a messenger RNA of Branchiostoma floridae (Florida lancelet), 1621 nucleotides long. Its product is annotated as plasminogen-like. The transcript has 6 exons. Lineage: Eukaryota; Metazoa; Chordata; Leptocardii; Amphioxiformes; Branchiostomatidae. Gene Ontology annotation, biological process: proteolysis. Bases 101 to 1024 code for a protein of 307 amino acids. The record is from RefSeq and is a predicted model, not a curated record. Gene Ontology annotation, molecular function: serine-type endopeptidase activity.
GCAGUUGUGUUUCGCUCUGUUUCUCUCAGACUGCAGGGACACACAUCAGCACUGCGAAGACUGGGCCAGGCGGGGGGAAUGUACCAAAAACCCGAACUACAUGCACGUCAGGUGCCGGCCCAGCUGUGGACUGUGCACCACCGGCGGGGGUGGUGGUGGAGGAGGGACCGGCGGUACGGGGAGUGAGGGUGGUGAUGGAGACAGUGGCGAGGAGACUGAGAUGGAGGAAGAAGACACUGAUGAAGAAGAAGAGGAGGAGAUGGAAGAAGAAUGUGGGAUGCAGUACCUCACCGUGUCGCCAGGCAUCGCUCGUAUCGUUGGCGGAAAGGUGGCCGUACCGGGCGCGUGGCCGUGGAUGGCGUUCUUACACAGGAAGGGUUACGGGCACCUGUGCGGUGGGACCCUCAUCUCGUCACGAUGGGUGCUCACGGCGGCUCACUGUCUGACAGGGAGGACCGCUGAUGAGAUCGAGGUGUACCUUGGAAAACAUCACGAGGAUAAGAGAGACCCGAUGGAGCAGAGGUUCUCAGCGAAGAAGAUCAUCCUCCACGAGGAGUUCAAUCUCCCAUCUUAUAGGAAUGACGUGGCCCUCAUCAAGCUGCCUCGGCGCGCCAUGUUGAACGAGAUCGCGAACCUGGCGUGUCUGCCGGACGGGAACAUGGCUGCCAGCAGACAGGACGGCUCCUGUGUCACUACCGGCUGGGGAGACACCUUAGGUACCGGCGGUGAGGGCGUGCUGAAACAGCUGUUCCUGCCGCUCAUCCCCACACAGAAAUGUAACAGCACCAACUUCUACAACGGGAGGAUCCAUACCAGCAUGCUCUGCGCUGGCUUCGAGAAAGGUGGCCAGGACUCCUGUAGGGGCGACUCUGGCGGUCCCCUGGUGUGUUCCAUGGACGGCCGCUGGUACCUGAUGGGCGUCACGUCCUGGGGGAGGGGCUGUGCGCUGCCCAUGCGCCCGGGGGUCUACGCAAGGGUCUCGGAGUUCACCGACUGGAUCGAGGAGAAGAUGCUGAACAACUGAUUCUUCUCUUCUACUGUUCACAACUGCCUGAAUCAAAUGCCUUUUACUUUCACGUGUAGCUUUUUCUUUACUUUGCACACCUUUUCACAACACUGUUGUGUUUCAGUUUGAAAAUUGUGGCCAGUCUGACUAGAACAUAGUUUGAAUAAUACACGUACUUUAUGAUAACGUUAACUCAGAAUGUGAUAGGAAAUUUCUAUCUUAUCGUUCGUUGAAGUUUUUAAACGUGGUCGACAGCACCCCAUAGACAUGGUAGGUCUAUCGUCAUGAGAGAAUUGUUCACAAAGAGAACUGUUCACAAAGAACGAAGUCUAAAGCACCCGUUGUUUAUUAGCUAUAACUGUAGCUUUAUAGCGAUGUGAUAAACGUAGGCUAAUGAUGGGAUCUUAUUCUGCUCAAAGAUUGUCAUUCAAGAAAAAUGACUUCAAGAUUCAGCAUGUUUAAUAAUAAUGACGUAUUCCUCUAUAAGUUCUGUGUCUAUGCCGUCUUUAGUUGUCCUUGUCUGAUGAUUUAGUAUUUAUGCAAUAUCUAUACGUAUACCGUCUCGUAUUUUUUCCUUUUAAAGAUAGCAAUGUUUUCUACCGCAAAAUAGACCAG